AUGUGGAUUACGUUCAUAUUAGCUUCGUUUCUCUGUAUUGUCGUUGUUCUCGCCGCGAUCGUCAUCUGCACCGAACGCCCGAUAUUUAUGCAAAUUUAUGCAGUAAUAUACAUUAUCGAUGUCACCGUAUCCCUUGUCGGCUCAAUUGUAUUUGUCGUCCUGCUAGUGCUCGCAAAUUUCGAAAUCGAAAAAGAUAUCCAAAAAAUGGCAGCCCACGACCAGGAAGUGUUCCGUUAUGCCAAGAAUUCGGCUUAUAUCACCUGGUCAUGUAGCCUGGGUUUUGUUUUGCUGUCGAUUUUCUGGAAGGCUACCCUUGUGCGGUCGUACUACAACUAUAUACGAGAUCGUCAACUCUCACUCGAACACUACGGACCGCCGAGGGCUGUCGUCGUCGGGCCGACCGGCUUUAUUGUUUUUACCGUAUUCGACGUCAUUGGAGCACUUUACUAUACCUUCAUGCUCAUUAACGAUCAUAGCCUUCUUACCAUCAUCCAGGUGCUGAUCAUUUGGAUGAUGGCAAUUUUGGCCAUCGUGAUCAUAUCCACCGAAAAACCAGCAUUUAUUCAGACCUAUAUCAUUAUCUAUCUGGGUCAAUGCGUCGUCUCGAUUGUUGGCCUUAUCGUCGCCAUCAUCCUGGCUUCGGUUGCGAGUUCGCUCAUGGACGAGGCGAUUAAACAAAUGGGAGGGAAAGACCAGAGGAGUCAGGCAACGCUACAAGCCGCCAAAAGUGCUGCCUAUAUGGUCAUCGCCGUCACGCUUGUUCUCAUCAUCGUUUCGAUCGUCUGGAAGGGUACACUACUGCGCAGCUAUUAUCGCUAUAUUCGCGAUCGCCAGCUUUCCAUUGAACAUUUUGGAGCUGCUCCCGUAUCAUCAGCU
Mesorhabditis spiculigera is the source of this 876-nucleotide messenger RNA. The record is from the annotation of a GenBank genome assembly. Lineage: Eukaryota; Metazoa; Nematoda; Chromadorea; Rhabditida; Rhabditidae.